Molecule: messenger RNA, 2425 nt
Organism: Perca flavescens (yellow perch)
Lineage: Eukaryota; Metazoa; Chordata; Actinopteri; Perciformes; Percidae
Exons: 7
Coding region: 88-1173 (361 amino acids)
Biological process (GO): cytokine-mediated signaling pathway; immune response; regulation of non-canonical NF-kappaB signal transduction
Molecular function (GO): cytokine activity
Source: RefSeq, a predicted model, not a curated record
GCACAAACCCACUGAAGAUUAUUAAAGACCGGCACUGCCACUGAUUGUCAGUCUUUGGCAUUAUCAGCAUCAGACACUGUUAGCACCAUGGAUCUGAAGGACUCUCUGGUUAAGGGAAGCGUGUUGAUCGUCCACCAGCUCCAUGAAGGAAAGCACCAGUAUGAUGUGAAAAAUGUGAUGAAGUACAAACGAGGGGGUGGAGGAAAAGCAUUUGUCAGGAGAGGAGACAAACUGAUGCAGAUAAACGGCAUGGACCUGCAGGAUCUCACACCUGAGGAGUUGGCACAAUUGUUAGCUAAAGAUAAUCCAAUGCUGACGGUGCACAAGGCCAGCAGGAUGAAGGAGCACACUGAGCAGUCCUUCCCAGCUGAGGACACUUUACAUCCCUUCUCCAAAGAAUCCACAAUACUCAGCUUCAGCAUGGAGAUGAGGAGGGAGACAGAAUUGGAGAAUGAAGUGGGUCAGGAGGGAGAAGUAAAGGAGGACGUGGGUAUAGAGGAGGACAUUUGCCAAGCGGAAAAUGAGGUGAAUAGGGAGAGGGGGGACCUGCUCAUUGUUUCCAUGAAGAAAACCAGCAUCUCUGUGGUGACAGGGAGGGGCUGCGACAGUGGGAGCCCCUGUAAGGGAUGUUGUGGGACAGGAUGUACCUUAAAUGAUGUUGUCUUGGUGGCUGAAUCCAGCAAGGUGGUGCUUGUUCCAAGAGGAGGUGACAGUAUCAAACAGCAAAAGUCGCUGCAGAGUCCAAUCCAACAUUUGGUCUCUCACUAUUACCUGAGAGGUCUCUGUUCGCAAAGCACCGUCUAUGCUUCACCCAACCCAGAGGAGAUGACCAUCUACAUGUACAAGACGAACACUUCCUUUAGAGGAAUGCCAGUGGUCCUAAACUUUAGCAACUCCAACUGCUUCCUCAGGUGCUGCAAGGAAGGGGAGAGGGUGUUCCUACAAGUGGAGUCAUGCGAGAAGCAGAGGCUGAAGACGAUCUCCAUGAGUGACGAAAGCACCCUUUCCUUCGUCUUCUACAUGAAGGCCGACCGGACGAGACUGCGGAAGUUUGAGUCAGCGCUGCACGGCGGCUGGUUCAUCCAAAUAGACAACCGUUUCGAGUCAGUGGAUAUGGCAACCCUGGAUGGGGGGACGGGAGAUGAAUCGUUCCUCUUCCUCAUUCAGACGUGAUGGCUGGUCAGUUUCAUCAGGCGUAUUCUCAGUUCUCAGUCAAGUUUACCUUUUAAAAUGACCUGUGGAUUUCUAUUGUGAUUUAAUAUUAAACAAAAGAAAAACUUUUGUGUGACCCACCUGGUCCAGUGACAGAGACCCACGUCACUGUGUCUAAUUCUGCUAUUGCAGAAGUGCGUAGAUAUGUAUCAUACAACCAUAUCUAAUUAGAAAUAUGUUUUGGGUGUGUGUAUAAUAAGAUUUGUUGUUUAUGAAUGACUAUUUUGUGUUCAGGGGAUGUAACUUUCAUUAAAAAAAGCAUAUACUCAAAAUAAGGGUGAUGUUAUAAUACAUUUAUUUAAAUAAUGUUCUAAUAUAGAUUAUAAAGAGAUAUUGUGAGCAAAAUUACACAUAGUAUAAACUAUAAACAUGAGUUCCACGUAUUUCCACAAGCAUUAAUCGAGUUCUGAAUGACUAGUUAUAAUGUUAUAUGUAGGCUACUGUAUACAUGUGUACUGUAUACCGAUAAAGUUUGGAAAAUCCCUUUGAUUACAUUUCCCAGACUUGCUUGGAAUUAUAUCAUAUUAUAAUGUCAACACAUAUAGAUGUAUGUACUGUAUAUUAAAUGUAUUACGCUUCUUUUAGCAUAUGGUGAUCUUUGGAAUGCAUUGGUGGUAAACUGUGUAUUUUGUGUAUUUUACAGUUAGUAAAAGUGUGAAAUCCAUUAUCACAUCAUUUUGAAAAUUCAACAUUUAACUAAUAUACAUGAGGCAUACAGUAUAUUUAAAAUAAACUUGUCAAUAUGCAGUAAUUGAGUACUUUCUUUUGCAUGAUUUCAUUUUUAUAUGCACCUGUUUGCCAUAAUAACAUUUAGUUUUAUAUUUUAAAACAAGCAAAAGUAUCAAAUAGUAUUACACAAAUGUCUGUCCAGCAAAGCCUUUUAUAGAACAUUACAUAUUAAAAAGUAAUAUGGACAAACAAUUAUUUUUCUUUUAAUCAACUAUCCUGAAUUUGAGCUGCAUAAUACAAUUUAGUUUUGGAAUUAUAUGAAUAUAACAAAACACUAUCUGAAAGCAACAUUGGGCAAAGGCUGCACCUUCUGAAAGAACCUGCGCUGCCUGUGUUAUUAAAACAUUUUUUGUACGUAAAAUAAUAUUUUGACUGUACUCAUUUUACACUAACUGUGCUACUUCUGACAUACUGAUUUUGUACUAACGAUGUAUAAGAAGUACAACUUAAAAUACUAUUGACUACACUUAAGUGUAACUGAAAC